UUUUGUAUGACAGGGUAUGAAUGCAUUGAUGUAAUGAUUAUUUUGAACCACUUUAUAAACAUAAAUGACUAAAUCAAUUUUUCAAAAGAUAAGGGAUUAAAGUGGAAAAAUAAAUAAGAUAAUGAUCAAAUAGGUAAUUUGACCUUGUUUUAAUAUACUGAAACGACUUGUCUAAGAGAACCCUCACCCCCUACUCCCUCACUCGCACUCCUGCAGCCACCCUCAUCUUCUCUGUUUAUAUGGUUCUUUACCCGUCACAGUGGCUGGAAUAUUAGUGCCUUACAUUCCUAUUCUGUGUUGGACUUUUGGUUAAUAGAGGUCCAAGGCCAAACUUACCUUAAGGUUUGAACUGACAGACUACAAUACACUCUUCACUUAUACAAUCCAUGAUUGUGUUACACCCUUGUGCACUCCUUCCUUCUUGCACUACCAUUACAUGCUUCAAACCUUUUUCCCAUAACAAUCGCUUUGUGCCAUCUUCAAUGGUUCCGCGGCUAGCCCUGAGCUAUGCCAGAACAAGGACAUUCUCAUGUAGUGCUAGAAAUCGACUUAAGGAUUUGAAUGGUAGGGACUUCAGUAUAGACAUUGUUAACGAAAAUCUGGAGCUUGAGGAUGAUGGCGGCGAUGAUGGGUUUUCGGCUCGAGGAUUGUAUGCAAGAAGUGAGGCAAAUAACACUGAUGAAGAAGAUGGUGAUGGUGGAUAUUCAGGUAGCCCAGGGAAGGAUUAUGAUAGAGAUCCAGAACUUGGUAACAUUCUGGGGAGUUUUCUAGAGAAUCCCCAAGAGGCACAAUCCAAAUUGGAAGACAGACUAAGAAAGAAGAGGAGCAAAAUACUGCACACAAAGACUGGAUCAGGAAAACCAAUGAAAGUGUCAUUUAACAAAUUUGAUUUUUCGAACUCAUACAUAUGGUUUGAAUUUUACAAUGUUCCAUUGGCAAAAGACGUCUCCUUGAUUUGCAAUACAAUUCGAGCGUGGCACAUUAUCGGACGUCUUGGUGGAUGCAAUGCCAUGAAUAUGCAACUGUCACAGUCUCCAAUGGAUGCACGACCAAGUUAUGAUUAUAUUCAGGGAGCAAAUGUGGAACCAACUACAUUUUACAACAUUGGGGAUCUCGAGGUGCAAGACAACUUGGCUCGAAUAUGGGUGGAUAUUGGAACUGUUGAACCAUUGCUUCUGAAUGUUUUGAUAAAUGCACUGACACAGAUAAGCUCCGAUUUUGUUGGGAUCAAGCAAGUCAUGUUUGGUGGAUCAGAAUUUGAGAAUUGGAAUGAGAAUUUGAAAUCAGAGGAUGCAGGUUAUGGUGUUCACAAGAUCUAGCCAAUUUUCUAGACGUAUGAGUAUUUUGAAUUGAGGGCAAUGAAGAGGAAACCAUCAAAUGCAUCACUUUUUAACCGUUAGUAUUAGACUGAAGAAUAACCAGGGUUGUAAGCAUUUCUCCUGGUUAUAUUAUAUAUUAUUUUCCUUAAACGGCAGGAUGGCAACUUGAUGAAGUAUAUAUUUUUAUUUAUAACAAUGCUGAUUCUUAGAGUUUUGCAAAUUAAAAUUAUGUAACUAGAAAAUCAGAUUAAAGUUAUGUAACUGAGCAGGAUAAUGCUAAAUGAACAAUAAUUUUAUAGAUUAUUGAUUUAGCAGCACAGAGGGUAUGCUGAGUUGUAA
Messenger RNA from Glycine soja, 1658 nucleotides. RefSeq lists its product as uncharacterized. NCBI's taxonomy places the organism in Eukaryota, Viridiplantae, Streptophyta, Magnoliopsida, Fabales, Fabaceae. Bases 387 to 1319 code for a protein of 310 amino acids. The transcript has 8 exons. The record is from RefSeq and is a predicted model, not a curated record.